AUGGGCCCAUUGAUUGUAUCAGAUAAAUACUUGGUGUCGGCCCACCUGUAUUUAACAGAACAAUACAUUCAUCGGCCCACAUCCGCUGGCCUGUGUAGAACAGGGAUAUUUCAACCUCGGCUGUCUGUUUCUAUCAAGGGUAAAGUGACUGCAGGCACAGUCCCUUUCAUGUCACGCGGGCUUCUCAACCAGGUCGCAAUCCUGCAGCAACAGGCGAACUCGCAAUCGCAAUCGGUGAAGAAGCCGAUAACCCCGAAAUCAUCCUCUGAUUCUUUGUCUCUGCCGAUAUCAUUUGUCGUUCAAGGUUACGCGGAUGACCUGGAGUCCCUUUUUUUUGUGUUCGCUUGGGUUUGCAUCAAGUUCAGCGGUCCCAACGGCAUGGUGCGCGAGCCCUUACCCAAUUCCUUACUGGAUCUAUGGACAAGCCUUGACUUGGCAUCAUGCACCGCUUUCAAGAUCACCUUUUUCGCGAAUCCAGCAGAUGAAAAGUGUCUUACUGACGAAUUUCACCCGUACUUCAAGGACCUGAUCCCCCUCGCAACACAGUGGUGUAGAGCUUUGGUGGACAACAUGAUCCACCCCGUCACCUUCAGUACCAUUCUUGGUAUACUCAACUCGCAUCUUGACAAGCUCUCCAAUGACGAGGAGCUCGCAUCUACUAUGAGCAUGCUCAGGGGUGAUGCUGUCAUUCUCGCAGAUCAUGUCAAGGGCAAACAGGUUGCUUCAAAGUCUUUCUCUGAGACUGUGGUACAGCCUAAGCGGCAGAAGUCUCAUCAUAGCGACACUGAGUCCGACUCAACAUCGGGCAGUGACGCAUGA
Suillus clintonianus is the source of this 819-nucleotide messenger RNA. RefSeq lists its product as uncharacterized. Bases 1 to 819 code for a protein of 272 amino acids. The record is from RefSeq and is a predicted model, not a curated record. The transcript is spliced from 2 exons. Lineage: Eukaryota; Fungi; Basidiomycota; Agaricomycetes; Boletales; Suillaceae.